CCAGAAAUCCACAUCCGUGCUGCUGCUCCGAUGCUAACAGCACACCGUGGGGCAGUGCGCGCUCUGCAGUAAACGUUACCGGCAGAGGGUUUAAUACAACACACAACAAUGCGACGUCUGGGCUCCGUUCAGCAGAAGAUACCGUGUGUCUUUCUGACGGAGGUGAAGGAGGAACAGUCGAGGAAACGGGACUGUCAGCAGUUCCAGGUUGUUGCCACAGAAAACGUGAACCCUGUUGCUCUGGAAGCCGACGUUGAUUGUGCCCUCGCCACGGAGAAGCUCGACGGCACAUGUUGUUAUGUUACGCUUUAUAAAGGACGAGCUCACCUCUGGGCUCGACUGGACAGGAAAGCCAACAAACAGGCCGAGAAGAGGUUCAGAAAGCAUCAGCGUUCUCCCCACAGCGGUAAAGGUUUCACGUGGAACGUCGAGGAGGAUUUUAAGACGGUGCCAGAGACGUGGAUCCCAGCGCACAGAGUCAAACAUCACAACGACCUCCCAGUGCCCGAUGAACAUGGACACAUUCCAGGCUGGGUUCCGGUGGAGAAGGACAACAAACAGUACUGCUGGCAUGCCUCCGUGGUGGAUUGUGACGUGCGGGCGGCUCUUGUUCUCAGGCCCUGUGCAGAAGAUGAAGACGUGCUAGAAGUUGCAGCGGUCCAGUUGGCCGUCCUCCUGGAACAAACCCUGGAGCUCAUUGGAACCAACGUCAACGGAAACCCUUAUGGACUGGGCAGUAAGCAGCAGCCCGUCCACUGUCUGGUGUCACACGGCAGUGUUCCAAUCAGAAACCCUCCACCUGUAGACUUCCAGCAGCUGUGCUCCUGGUUCCAGGAGAGUCCAGAGGGCCGAGUCGAGGGCAUCGUCUGGCACUGCAACGACGGCACACUCAUUAAGGUUCAUCGUCAUCACCUGGGGCUGAGGUGGCCAGACGGGGAAACCUCCCUCGCUGAGCGGGCGGUGGUCGUUCGCGUUGGCGAAUACAACAACAGCAAGGACUUGUUCUCAUUCUUCUCCGUACUAAACGGACACCGUUUCAGUCGACUGCGGGACGUCAAGUUUGCUUUGUGAACACAGUACGAGACAACUUGCAGAAAUGUGUAGAAAAGAACUGACCAAGCUGACAACUGGUGUAGUUUUAACAGUCCUGACGUCAUUUAAAGGCACAGUAACCCUGAGUUAACUGACGGACACAUUGGGAAUUUCAGCUUUUACACCGAACUGAUCGCAAACCUUCUUCAGCUGUUCCUCCAGCAGAAUGUUCUUCUUCACCUCUAAAUUGUAGUUGUAUUUUAAGUCUUCGAUCUCUUCAAAAAACGUCGGGUCGAAGUUCUCCAGUUCUUUCUUCAGCUUUUUAACCUCAGUCUGAAGUUUGGUUUUCUCUGUUUCGGCUGCAUGCAGGAUGCGUUUGAGCUUUGCGUGGUCUAAGAAUAGAAAACAUGCAGCUCAUCUAUAAACUUCACCUCUUCAGCGUUGGAUUACAAUCAGAAGCAACAUUUGCAAUAGUGUGUUCGUGGUCACCUGGUGUAGAAGACGUUUCACCGUAUCGCUGGCUGUACUCGCCCAGCCUUUGGUUCAGUUCUGUGUUCUCCUUCUCCAGCUCAGUGUUCCUCAAUCUAAGACAGUCACAGGAUGGGGAUUAUCGUUAUCCACCAUCUAAAUGUGUACACUGCAUUCCCACAAUAAACUAUUUCCACAGUAAA
This is a messenger RNA of Anarrhichthys ocellatus (wolf-eel), 1703 nucleotides long. RefSeq names its product RNA 5'-phosphate and 3'-OH ligase 1 (gene rlig1). NCBI's taxonomy places the organism in Eukaryota, Metazoa, Chordata, Actinopteri, Perciformes, Anarhichadidae. The coding region runs from base 109 to 1071 and encodes 320 amino acids. Gene Ontology annotation, molecular function: RNA ligase (ATP) activity. Gene Ontology annotation, biological process: response to reactive oxygen species. The record is from RefSeq and is a predicted model, not a curated record. The transcript has 7 exons.